ACCCUGGCAAUCUGAGCUUGGUCUCACUGAGGAACGGUUCACACUCCAUUUUUACUGAGGUAAAGUUACUGGAGGAACCAGAAGAGUUGGAAACUCCAGUGAUCUGCUCCAUCUGACUGCUGGAGUCACUGCCUCAAAUGCAAAGUGCAGACACUGGAAGAGUUUAGCCGAUGUAUCGCUUGAUGUCCUGCUGGGUGACUGCAGCCUUCCUGCUCCUAAUUCACACACACAGCUUGGAGGCAGCGGCAUGUCAUGGAUGUACCUCUAGCUCCAAGUGUGACUGCAGUGGUGUUAAAGGAGAAAAGGGUGCGAUAGGUUUACCUGGUUUUGCAGGACCCAUAGGAAUGCCAGGAUUCCCGGGAGUUGAAGGUCCUGUUGGCUCUGCGGGACCAAAGGGUGACAUCGGUGAACCGGGAUUAACGGGGAAGAAAGGAAUCCGGGGUCCCGCAGGUUCACCAGGAUUCCCAGGGACCCCAGGAUUACCUGGUUUACCAGGACAGGAUGGACCACCAGGAGCAGCAGGAAUCCCAGGCUGCAACGGUACAAAGGGUGAAAUAGGUCCAUUGGGACCCCCUGGAUUACCAGGUCUCCAAGGAUCUCCUGGACAACCAGGCACUCCAGGGAUGAAGGGCGAUCCAGGUGAUGUCUUUGGGGUUUCUGUGCUGAAGGGGGAGCCAGGCUUCCCAGGACCACCAGGAAAAGAGGGUGCACCAGGGAUUCCUGGAUCCAUCGGACCAACUGGCCCAGUGGGUUAUCCGGGGCCCCCAGGUCCACCCGGUAUCCCAGGCCCUCCAGGACCAAAGGGGAAUAUGGGGGUACAGUUCUAUGGACCAAAGGGUCAGAAGGGCGAUCCAGGAGUACAAGGACCCCCAGGCCCACCUGGUAACAGAGAGUUUCAAGGAACAACAACAAAAGUCCUCAUAGGAGCAAAGGGCCAAAAAGGAGAUCGAGGGGAACCAGGAGUGAAGGGUUUCCCUGGCAGUCCGGGACAUUCGAGUAUCGGGAUGAAGGGUGACAAAGGAGAAUUGGGAGAACCGGGUAAACGAGGUAAACCUGGAAAAGAUGGAGAACCAGGACCACCAGGACCUUACGGUCAACCAGGAUAUGCAGGAGAACCAGGCUUUCCAGGGCUGGAGGGCACCAAGGGAGAGAAAGGCAAUCGUGGGAUUGUUGGUCCUCCAGGUAUUAUUAUUGAUGCGCGUGGAAACGCUAUUCAUGGGACACAGGGCAAUCCAGGUGAGCCAGGCCCUCCCGGACUGCAAGGCGAACAAGGCCCUCCAGGUCGUCCUGGACUCGCUGGAUUACCAGGCCCUCCAGGUCUCUCUCUGCAAGGUGAGAAGGGUCUCCCAGGGUUUACAGGUGAACGAGGCCAGAAAGGCGAGAUGGGGGAUCCAGGACUAUCGCUGUCAGGCUCUCCAGGAAGGGAUGGGCCAAGGGGAUUACCGGGUCCCCCUGGUCCCCCUGGACCUCCAGUGUCUUCCGUGGAUUGUGAAAGUUUACCCGGGCAGCCAGGACCCGCUGGACCUCGAGGAUUCCCAGGAGAAACUGGAAUGAAAGGUGCCAAGGGUGACAUCUGCUUCCAUUGUAACUUCACGGCCAUUCCUGGACCACCAGGUCCCCAAGGACCCCCUGGAAGACCCGGUGAUCGUGGAAUUCCAGGGCUGAAGGGAGACCGUGGUCCACCAGGUAGAGUGGGAUUCCCAGGCCAGCCUGGAGCUGAUGGUAUUGCGGGACCAGUGGGAAUUCCGGGCCCGAAAGGUGAUCCGGGUGAUAUCCAAACUUUACCUGGAGUGAAGGGGGAUCGAGGUGACCCUGGCUUCCCAGGUUCUCCAGGUGUACCUGGUCUGGAUGGAUUACCUGGGAAAGAUGGAACUCCAGGCUUCCCAGGAUCCAAAGGCGAGCCGGGCAACAUCGGCUUCAAAGGUGAACGAGGUUUACCAGGAACCCCAGGAUUAACUGGAGCAUCAGGAGAUCAAGGAGCGCCAGGACUUCCAGGGGUCGGAGAGCCCGGUUUUCCAGGUGAAAAGGGCUCCCGAGGAUAUCCAGGACAUCCAGGGACACCCGGUGCAUCAGGUCAGAAAGGUGAACGGGGGAGCUCUGCCGGUAAACCUGGGCCCCCAGGCUUCCCAGGGUCUCCAGGAGUAAAAGGUGAACCUGGCAGUCGAGGUGACACUGGGCUGCCCGGUGGACCGGGAUUACAAGGAGCUAUCGGACCAAAAGGUGAUCCAGGUCCCACUGGCAUCGGAUUUCCAGGCCCAACUGGUGCAAAAGGUGUACCUGGAAUUGCCGGACUGCCGGGUCAUCCAGGUCUCUCAGGACGUCCAGGGAAUGAUGGUAUUCCAGGCCAGCCAGGACCCCCAGGACCAAAGGGACAACCAGGAGCAGGACUCCCAGGCCCCCGAGGAUUUCCAGGUGCCCCAGGACUCGAUGGGGCUCAAGGUGAUAAAGGUGACCCAGGCCUCCCUGGUAUACCCGGAGCAUCAGGACGUCCUGGUUCACCUGGCUUCCCAGGUGAUAAAGGCAGCACUGGCCCAGCAGGUCUCCAGGGCCCUCCUGGACUCCCUGGAGCAGCAGGAGUCGGGCCACCAGGUCAGCCCGGAAACCCAGGGCCCCAAGGACCGGCCGGCCUCCCAGGAUUCCAGGGAUCAGCAGGGCCAAAGGGUGACCCUGGUUUUCCAGGGUUGGAUAUCCCAGGUCCGCAGGGGGAGAAGGGGAGACAGGGAUCCAAAGGUCUCCCUGGACCCCCUGGUUACCCAGGACAAAUUGGGCCUCCAGGAAAAGAUGGUCCUUCGGGUAUACAAGGUCCUAAAGGAGAAAUGGGAGUCAUGGGUACACCUGGAAGCCAAGGUUUCCCAGGUGCUUCAGGGAAUGUGGGACAUGCUGGUUCAAAAGGUGAGCAGGGUUUACCUGGUUUCCCUGGACCCAAUGGAGUACCGGGUGAGAAGGGGACAAAAGGAGAAGUUGGUCUUGUGGGAAAACCUGGAGUGAUGGACAAAAGUGCGAUGGAGAAAAUGAAAGGGCAGAAAGGAGAAACUGGAGAUCAGGGGCUGUCAGGCUUACCAGGAACAAAGGGCCAUCAAGGCAUUUCGGGUGAUCCAGGAAUGCCAGGAAAGGAUGGUCAACCUGGAUUACCAGGCCAACCAGGGCCGGUGGGAGACCCAGGAAGACCUGGAAAACCAGGAUUGACAGGUGUCCCAGGAGAGAAAGGAUCAAUUGGAGAAAUGGGACUACCAGGUACCUCUGGACCCCAGGGUCCCCCAGGUGAGCCAGGACAGACGGGCAUCCCAGGUUAUACUGGACUGACCGGUGAGAAAGGUGAGAAGGGCAUCCCAGGAGUGCCAGGAUUCGGAGUUCCAGGUGAUCCAGGUCCAAAGGGAGAUCCAGGUCUGUCAGGCUUCCCAGGUGGCCCUGGACUGACAGGUGAGCCAGGUUUGCCAGGCUUGUCGGGAUCGCUGGGGCCAACGGGACCAAAGGGCAGCCCAGGUGUGCCGGGAAUCCCAGGUAACCCAGGACUUCCAGGAAGUAAAGGCAGCAUUGGUCUCCCAGGUGAACCAGGUUUCUCAGGAAUUCCAGGACAGCCAGGUCCUCCUGGUCCUCCAGGCAUCCCAGGAAUUCUUGGAGAGAAAGGCUCAAGAGGCCUUGACGGAAUCCCAGGAGUGAUUGGCGAAAAGGGUAACCAAGGCAUCCCAGGAAGAGAUAUCCCAGGAAUCUCAGGUCUGCCAGGAACUAAAGGUUUGAAAGGUGACCCUGGUUUACCAGGAUACCCGGGUUCACCUGGAGUUCCGGGUAUUAAAGGAGACCGAGGGUUUCCAGGUCUCAAAGGCCAUCAGGGCAGUCAAGGUCCUCCGGGACCCCCCAAUGUAGCUCUGGAGGGACCAAAAGGUGAAAAAGGAACUGUCGGUGAAACAGGCCAUCCGGGGGCCCCUGGUAUUCAAGGAGGUCCUGGAGCUCCGGGACCGCAUGGAGCCAAAGGAGAGAAAGGAGAGAUAGGGUUUUCAGGAUCCCACGGCUUUCCUGGACCCAAGGGGGAGAGAGGAGUCCAAGGGUCUCCUGGCAAUGCUGGUUACCCUGGUGUUCCAGGGCCAAAAGGUGAAUCAGGACCUCAUGGAGUUCCAGGCUUUAUUGGAGUCAAAGGUGUAGCGGGAGUCCCUGGAUUUCCAGGUACACAGGGUGAGAGAGGACCACCUGGACUACCUGGUCCACCAGGUCCCCUUGGUCCACAGGGCCCUCUGCAGAUUGUGAAAGGAGAUCCUGGUUUACCUGGUCAGCCAGGAGAAGAUGGAGCAAAGGGUUAUCCUGGGUUUCCAGGCAUUAAAGGCGACAUAGGUCUGACAGGGCCAGUUGGAGAUCCUGGUGAAGAGGGGGCUCCUGGAUUUGAUGGGAGACCUGGACCAAAAGGAGAAGUUGGUCCAUCUGGUCCAACAGGUCCAAGGGGUUAUCCAGGACCUGCAGGCCCAGAAGGAUCUCCUGGUCCUCGAGGAUAUCCUGGUCCUGCUUCAAUAGCUCACGGCUUCCUUGUGACCCGACACAGUCAAAUGACAGAGGUUCCCAGCUGUCCUCUUGGGACAUUGAAAAUCUACGAUGGGUUCUCACUGCUUUAUGUCCAGGGCAAUGAAAGGGCUCAUGGCCAAGACUUGGGCACUGCAGGGAGUUGUUUGCGAAGGUUCAGCACCAUGCCAUUCCUCUUCUGUAACAUCAACAAUGUCUGCAACUUUGCAUCAAGAAACGACUAUUCUUAUUGGCUGGCCACACCUGAACCAAUGCCGAUGAGUAUGGCUCCUGUGGUUGGUGAAACUAUCGAGCCAUUUAUCAGCAGAUGCUCUGUGUGUGAGGCUCCAGCGAUGGUGAUCGCUAUUCACAGCCAAACAAUUCAAAUCCCGCUGUGCCCCACUGGUUGGCAUUCUCUCUGGAUUGGCUAUUCCUUCAUGAUGCACACCAGUUCUGGAGCUGAGGGCUCAGGACAGGCUUUAUCAUCACCCGGUUCAUGCCUGGAGUCAUUCCGCUCUGCUCCCUUCAUCGAGUGUCACGGUCGAGGAACCUGCAAUUACUACGCAAACUCCUACAGCUUCUGGCUUGCAACCGUCGAGACCACAGAGAUGUUCAGGAAACCGGAAUCGGAGACCCUCAAGGCGGGCGAGCUGCGAACACGCAUCAGCCGUUGCCAAGUCUGCAUGAAGAAGACGUAAUGUAUUCUGAGACUGCCAAGCUUAUCAGCUGUCUCGCAAUCCUCUAAUGAACUAUGGUGCUAUUUCUAUAAUAAAGCAAUUUACAA
This is a messenger RNA of Carcharodon carcharias (great white shark), 5272 nucleotides long. Its product is annotated as collagen alpha-1(IV) chain-like. Gene Ontology annotation, cellular component: collagen trimer; basement membrane. Lineage: Eukaryota; Metazoa; Chordata; Chondrichthyes; Lamniformes; Lamnidae. Gene Ontology annotation, molecular function: extracellular matrix structural constituent. The record is from RefSeq and is a predicted model, not a curated record. The coding region runs from base 171 to 5186 and encodes 1671 amino acids. The transcript has 52 exons.